GUUCUACAUUAAUCUCGAACAUUCAAACACAGUUUGAUCAAAUACAUAACGUAAACGUAUUCUCGAAAAGAAGAGAAGAAAGACGGCGAAACCGCACUCCACCACCAACCUACGAAGAAGUUUCAUCAAUGAUAAAUAUGAGUCGCCGCGAAUUUCCCGCCAGUCAAAGGGAUCGAUCUGCAUCCUCGACCCAGAGAAAUCUCACCAGAAGAGACGAAACUACUAAUCGAGAUAAUGUAAGUAAUGUAAAUGAUGCAGAUGGGAAUUCAGGCCAUAACACUAAUGAU
Racocetra persica is the source of this 287-nucleotide messenger RNA. Lineage: Eukaryota; Fungi; Glomeromycota; Glomeromycetes; Diversisporales; Gigasporaceae. The record is from the annotation of a GenBank genome assembly.